Molecule: messenger RNA, 262 nt
Organism: Racocetra persica
Lineage: Eukaryota; Fungi; Glomeromycota; Glomeromycetes; Diversisporales; Gigasporaceae
Source: the annotation of a GenBank genome assembly
AUCUACAAUCGUUGAUGAUUUUAUCGAAGAACUAAGCUCAAAUUCUAGUAAUUUACAAAAUAUAGAAUUAAUAGAAAAGAAUAACGCAAAUGAUGAAAUAGAAAUAAAAUUAGCUCACUAUAAAAAAAUUUUUGAUUUUGCCCUAAUGCUGUAUAAUAGAGAAAGAGAUAAUGCUCAUUUUGUUAAGAACUUUGAUAAUCUCCUAAAACCAGUUGUCAAAGCUAUCGAAGAAUGUGAAAAAAGGUUAAAUGCUCAUAUAUAG